AUGGCGGCUCAGGAGCUAGUGGCCUGCCUCUGCCAGGAGGGAGACAAGCGCCUGGCUCUCGGGGAGCCGCCCUCAGCCACUGCCUUCUACCUGGCCGCCUUCAGCUGCCACGCCCCUUCCGCCACGCGGCAUGUGCGGGCUGUCCUGGCUGAGGCUCCAGGGGCACCGGUGGUGGCCACCCUGGAGGCCUGGUGUCGUGGGGACAGCCAGAUCCCUGCUAUCCACUGGGAUGGCAUGGCGGUGGUCUCCCUGACCGGGCCACUGGCCUCCGCCUUCCUCGGCGCCAUUUGCCCGGACCACCCUGCCGCUGUGCUGUACCGUUUGGCUGGGCUGCUGGCCCACGGGCGCCACGCGGAAGUAGUACAGCGCUGCGGCACCCUGUUGGACGCACACUCCAAGCAGGCCCUGGAGCUGCAGCUGACGCGUGCCCUGGCCUUGGUCCUGUCUGUGGAGCAGGCCGGCGAGGGCACAGCUGCAUAUCUUGAGAGUUUUGCCUCCAGCGCAGACCGAACGGUGGCCUUCAUCCGCAGCCACCAGCAGCCCUACCUCCCCAUGCUGCUCAGCACCCUCCAGGACUACCUGGAGGGACACCUGAAGACAAUAGGUAGUGCCAGCCAGCAAGAGACCAACUGCCGAGCGCUCCUGGAGGCCCUGGACCCCAGGGGCAGCUGGAUGGGUGCCAUGUCGCCCGAAGCUCUGUUUCACAGAGGCAGGUUUGAGGAUUGCCUGGCCGCCUGCAGCAGGGACCUUCAGCCUGACUCCACGGGGAGUGGACCCCAAGGUGAGCAGCUGGCGGCCCUGCUGGUCACCCGCGCGGCCGCCACCUUCCUCCUGGAUGGCCCAGCCGGGGACGCGCUGCUGGACCUGCAGGAGGCCUUCGGCGAGAGUGCCGCCGGCGCGCGGCGGCAGUUCCAGGCCCUGCUGUCCGCCGAGGAGCGCGGCCGCGUGCUGGCGCGGGCGCAGGAGGCCGCGGACGUGGGCUUCGCCCGCUUUCUGGAGGCCGUGCGUGGCCGCCCGGAGCUGCGCGCGGAUGCGGACCGCGAGCUCCUGGUUCCCGUGACCCACGCGCUCCGGUUCCUGCUGCGCGCGGCGCCCGCCCGCGGGCGAGCCGCGCUGGGAGCCCGCCUGGCGGAGUGCCUGCUGCUGGCCGGGGACGUGGAGGGGGCUCGCGCGCAGUGCGAGCGCCUCCUCCGGCCCAGGCGCCCCAGGGAGCCGUCUGGGGACCUCGCGGGGGACCGCGCGCCGCUGCUGGCACUGCGCGGCUUCUGCGCGCUGCACGCGGGCGACGCCCGGCGCGCGCGCGCGGACUUCCAGGCGGUGGUGGAGCGCGGGUCGCCGCACACCGUGGGCUGCGUGCGCGCGCUGUGCGGCCGGGGGCUGCUGCGGGCGCUGGCGGGCAGCGGCUUCCUGGGAGCACUGGACUAUGUCACCGCCUGCCGGCUGCGGCCCGAGGAGGCGCUGCUGGUCGCCAAAGCCUACGUGCCCUGGAACCAGCGCGGGCUGCUGCUGACCGUGCUGCGGGAGGAGGGCCGGAGGAUGCUGCUGCGCUCGCCGGGCUGCGGGAGGAAGGCUGCGCAGGGGGCGCGCCCUGCUCCACGGGCGCAGGAAGGUGAUGCCUAUGGUGUGUACCACCUGGCCACGCUGCUCAUGGAGCUGGACUCGGAGGAUGAGACCUCCUGCCUCUUGGCAGCUGACGCCCUGUACCGGCUGGGCCGCUUGGAUGACGCUCACAAGUCCCUGCUUGUGGCCCUGUCCCGGAGGCCCCAGGCAGCCCCUGUCCUGGUGCGUCUGGCCCUGCUUCAGCUGCGGAGGGGCUUCUGCUGUGAUGCCACCCAGCUAGUAAAGAAGGUGGCUCAGUCUGGAGACACCGCCUGUCUCCAGCACACCCUGGACAUCUUCCGUCAUGAGGACCUGCAGCUGCUGCGAGACCACUGCCACACACGGGCACUGAGCAUACUGCGGGCAUGGCCAGGCGGGCCUGGCAGCGAGAUCCACACCAGGGAAGCAGUCGCCUACCUCUCUUUGGCCAUCUUUGCUGCAGGGAGUGAGGCCAGUGAGUCCCUCCUCGUCCGAGCCCGCUGUUAUGGGCUCCUGGGCCAAAAGAAGACCGCCAUGUUUGACUUUAAUUCCAUGCUUCGGGGGCAACCAAGGAAUGUGCAGGCCCUGUGUGGACGUGCCCUCGUGCAUCUGGCCCUGGACCAGCUGCAGGAAGCUGUGGAUGACAUGGUCUCUGCCCUGAAGCUCGACCCAGGCACUGUGAUCCCUGAGAUCCAGUCCCUGAAGCCAAAAGUUCAGCUGACCCUUACCCAGGGUCUCCAUAGCCACUGCCGGGUCCUCCUGAGUCAGUUGCUGGACGCUGGCGUGCCCCUGAGGGAAGAGGACACCCAGGGCCUCCUCGCUAUGGCAGAGGCACUGGUUAGAAUCAGUGCUGCACAGCCUAGUUGGCAUCUGUUUCUCACAGACAUCCUCACAGGGCUGGGCAAGUAUCAGGAGGCUGGCACCCACGUGCAAGAGGUGCUACACCUCGCCCCAUCAUCAGAGGCUGCCCAGGCCCGGCGAGGCCUGCUCCAGCUGAAAAAGGGUGACAUGUCAGCGGCUGCCCGUGACUUGCAGCGCCUGGCAGAGAAAGACACUCGGGACCUCAGUUUCCUCCUGCGGCUCCUUGAAUCCCCAGAGCAGCAGAGUCUCACAAAGGCCGCUGCCAAGGAAGCAAGGAACCUCUUGGAUUCAGGACAUCCGGGGCGGGCACUGGGCUACUGUUCUUUGGCCGUCCUGGCUGGUGGCAGCCGUCCUGAUCACCUGCGUCUCCGAAUGACCUGCUUGAUGGAGCUGCAAGACUAUGACCGGGCGCUCAGGGACCUGGACAGCGUGCUGCAGCAGGGUGAAGGGGACAGUGACCCGCCAAGGCGGACAGAAGAUCUCUGCUCCCGGGGUCGCCUGCUGCUGAGCAUGGGGGAUAAGGAUGGCGCUGCAGGAGCCUUCUCUCAGGCCUUGGCCCUGACACCGGCCCAGGCUCAGAGCAGCCUGGCAGAGCAACCGGGCAGAGCCACCACGGCCGGGGUGCUCCUGAUCCGUGGGCAGCGCUGCCUAGAGGAACGGCGCUACGACGAGGCCUGGACAGCCAUCCAGAAUGGCCUCCUGGUGGACCCCAGCCACAGUGGACUAAGGAAGCUGAAGACGAGGGCUCAAAAGGAAGUGUCAUCUGGCUGCAGACUGCACUGA
Psammomys obesus (fat sand rat) is the source of this 3222-nucleotide messenger RNA. RefSeq names its product tetratricopeptide repeat domain 34 (gene Ttc34). Lineage: Eukaryota; Metazoa; Chordata; Mammalia; Rodentia; Muridae. The transcript is spliced from 8 exons. Gene Ontology annotation, molecular function: protein binding. The record is from RefSeq and is a predicted model, not a curated record. Bases 1 to 3222 code for a protein of 1073 amino acids.